AUGUUGCAUGUAGUGUCUUCUGGUGGCAUUGAUGAUGAUAUCAAGCAUCUAGCCACGUCAUGCCGUCGGUGCCAAGACACCGCUAACACUCCGUCCAAGGAAGCACCGCAUCCCUGGAUAUAUCCCUCCGAGCCCUUUGAAAGAGUGCAAGUCGACUUCGCCGAGCACGACGGCCAGCACUACUUUCUGCUUGUAGACGCCUACUCAAAGUGGCGCUGCAUCCACAAGAUGUCUUCAACGACAACCCACCAGACCCUGGAGUGCGACAUCCCGAAGACCCUGGUGAGCGGCAAUGGUCCACAAUUCACGUCACAUCUGGUCCGCCAAUUCUGUUUGGAGAACGGAAUCAGUCAUAAGUGCACACCACCGUCCCACCUUGCAUCCCACGGACAAGUAGAACGUUGUGUCCAAGAGUUGAAGAAGUCACUGCGUAUGUGGCCGGACAAUAUGUCAGCCGACACACAGCUCCAUCGCUUCGUAUUCGCGUACCGCAACACGCCGCACUCGACAACACAAGUGACGCCUGCAAGCUUGGUGUCCAAGAAGUCCCCCGAUGCCAAGUUCUCCCUGCUGAAGCCAAAUUUCAGUAGUACCCAGCGUCAGCGUCAGACUGCUCAACGAAGAAAAAUUACACCGCAGGCGAUGCUGUAA
Molecule: messenger RNA, 651 nt
Organism: Sycon ciliatum
Lineage: Eukaryota; Metazoa; Porifera; Calcarea; Leucosolenida; Sycettidae
Exons: 1
Coding region: 1-651 (216 amino acids)
Biological process (GO): DNA integration
Molecular function (GO): nucleic acid binding
Source: RefSeq, a predicted model, not a curated record